GAGUUCUCGCCGACACCGCCGCGCGCGGGACCUGGAACACACGGCACGAGCCGCCCCCGCCCCUCCCCCCCUCACGCCCACGCGGAGCCGGCCCCGCGCGCGCGCGCGCCCCGUGCACCCCCGCGCCUGCGCGCUGCCCAGGCCCUGCCCGUGUGUGGGGCGCUACGGCCCGGGAGGGGGGGUGGGGGAAAUAGGGGGGGAAAAAAAAACAGCGCGCGGAACCCAGCCAGGGUUCCCCACCCCCGCCACAAUGGCCUCUGGGGUGGAAGUCCUGCGCUUCCAGCUGCCUGGCCACGAGGCCGCUACGCUGCGGAACAUGAACCAGCUCCGCGCAGAGGAGCGGUUCUGCGACGUGACCAUUGUGGCCGACAGCCUCAAGUUCCGCGGCCACAAGGUCAUCCUGGCUGCCUGCUCGCCUUUCCUGCGGGACCAGUUCCUGCUGAACCCCAGCUCUGAGCUGCAGGUCUCACUGAUGCACAGUGCACGUAUUGUGGCCGACCUGCUCCUCUCCUGCUAUACUGGCGCCCUGGAAUUUGCCGUCAGGGACAUAGUCAACUACCUGACGGCAGCUUCCUACCUACAGAUGGAGCACGUGGUAGAGAAAUGCCGGAAUGCUCUCAGCCAGUUCAUUGAGCCCAAAAUAAGCCUCAAAGAGGAUGGGGUCAGCGAUGCCAGCCUUGUGAGCAGUGUCAAUGCCACCAAGUCCCUCCUCCCUCCUUCCAGGACCCCAAAGCCAGCCCCCAAGCCCCCACCCCCACCCCCUCUGCCCCCUCCACUUCUGCGGCCUGUGAAGCUGGAGUUCCCUCUGGAUGAGGACCUGGAACUGAAGGCCGAGGAAGAGGAUGAGGAUGAGGAUGAGGAUGUGUCUGACAUCUGCAUCGUCAAGGUGGAGUCGGCCUUGGAGGUGGCACACCGGCUCAAACCUCCCGGAGGCCUGGGAGGAGGUCUGGGCUUAGGGGGUUCUGUGGGCAGCCACCUUGGGGAGCUGGCCCAGAGCAGUGUGCCCCCCAGCACUGUGGCCCCACCGCAGGGUGUGGUGAAAGCCUGCUACAGCCUGUCUGAGGACGCAGAAGGAGAGGGCCUACUGUUGAUCCCAGGAGGCCGGGCCAGCAUGGGGGCCACCUCGGGCCUGGUGGAGGCAGCAGCGGUGGCCAUGGCUGCCCGGGGGGCGGGGGGCAGCCUGGGGGCGGGGGGCAACCGAGGACCCCUGCCUGGGGGCUUUUCCAGCGGAAACCCCCUGAAAAACAUCAAGUGCACCAAGUGCCCGGAAGUGUUCCAGGGUGUGGAGAAGUUAGUCUUCCACAUGCGGGCACAGCACUUCAUCUUCAUGUGCCCACGCUGUGGCAAGCAGUUUAACCACAGCAGCAACCUCAAUCGUCACAUGAAUGUGCACCGCGGCGUCAAGUCGCAUUCAUGUGGCAUCUGCGGCAAGUGCUUCACGCAGAAGUCCACGCUGCACGACCACCUCAACCUGCACUCGGGAGCGAGGCCCUAUCGCUGCUCCUACUGCGACGUGCGCUUCGCCCACAAGCCUGCCAUUCGGCGGCACCUCAAGGAGCAGCACGGCAAGACCACCGCCGAGAACGUGCUGGAGGCCAGCGUGGCCGAGAUCAACGUCCUCAUCCGCUAGCAGGGCAGGCACAGAGGCCAGGAGGCAGGGAUCCCUGGGCUGGGUUGGAAUGGGGCUCCUGGCCCAGCAGAAUAGGGGGAGUGGGGGGUCGGGAACAGGCUGGUACGGUGGGCAGGCUGGAAGAGGGGGCCAAAGAUUCCUUGGAGAGAAGACUGCUUCUUCAGAAGAAAAGGAUGGAGAGGGUAAGGGUUCUUUGAGAAGGCCAAGGAAAUACUGGCUCCCUGAGAAAGAAUUUCUUCUUAGAAGUGCAUGGAUACGUGGAGGGAGGGAACGGGUCUUAUAAAAUGAGGAGGAAAAAAGACUGGAAAAUGAUUUAUUCCUGGCUAAGGCUGCCCAGGGAGAGGUUUUGACAUUUCUUGAGGUAGA
Molecule: messenger RNA, 1996 nt
Organism: Manis javanica (Malayan pangolin)
Lineage: Eukaryota; Metazoa; Chordata; Mammalia; Pholidota; Manidae
Gene: ZBTB12
Product: zinc finger and BTB domain containing 12
Biological process (GO): regulation of transcription by RNA polymerase II
Molecular function (GO): protein binding; RNA polymerase II cis-regulatory region sequence-specific DNA binding; DNA-binding transcription factor activity, RNA polymerase II-specific
Source: RefSeq, a predicted model, not a curated record